AUGGAAUUCUCACGGCUGCUCCUCGAGGGUCCUUCGUCAGCCAUUGAGCACCUUCGCGCCUUGUAUGCCAGCCGAGAGCCGCCCUCUCUGCUUGAACCACAAGGGGAGCUCGUGCUUGCCAUGUCGGAUCUCGCACAUGAGCUACGCAUUCCACAGAUAGGGUUGGACGGAGUGCAGCCCCAGACUGCAGACGCGAAGGUUCUGCUUGGCGGCGAGCUGUGGCGGGCGUGCAUAUCGAGUGAAUUGAUCAUCCUUCUCCUGGAGAUGAUCAAGGAGCCCUCCUUCUCCAAGCAACCCACGAUUUGGAUUGUCAAUGUCCUGACCUGCCUGGCCGGACUUCUCUCCGCAUGGUGUAUAUGCGCGGAGCCCUCGCAGCAAGCCGUCCUAGCCGAUUCCGUGGUGCCGAAUCAGAGGCAACUCCAUCUCAUGUUUGCAUUGCUUCGUCCUACGUGGAAGAACCUGUGGACCCAUAUCGGCGACUUCCUCUCCCCGAGAUGCAACGUAGCUGGCGCGCCCGGGAUUGUACUUGGUCUGCUGGUCAGCAUAUCCGGGGACAUGCAGAUCUUAUGCGAUUGGUAUCGGGACAGCAUCGCAUCUACGGAGCAAGGGGAGCGGGAGCUUCUGGAUGUCGACUUCAUCCCGGUGAUCGUCUUUGCAUGGACCCACGCCGUUUUGCGCGGCGGACGCGGUAAUACGAAAUUCCGUGAUGUUCCUACACUGUUGCAGGAACAUAGGACGUUCGUCGCCAGAUUCAAUGAGUCUCACCCCCCGGUUCCCGGCGAUAGCCUAGCGACGAUCCGUUGGAAUGCGAAAUUUGACGCAGUCUUCUCUCGUCUCGAUCCCUUGAAGAUCAUGGAAGCAUUCCGACUUGUACUUGAGAGGUGCGCGUGGUUGGUCGAUGAAUACUUGGUGUCGCACAUGCGGGAACUCUACCUCUUGUUAUCUCCGGACCUAGACCACCAUAUUGCGCUUCGGAGAGCCUUCUGGGCGCAACCGAUGUUGGCUGCUCUUCACGCGAUAAUUGUACGCGAAGCCAAGCGUAUCAUUGCGAAGUACCAAGGCGCGGCGCAUUGGCUUGCUGGGUGUAAGUGCUGCUGCGACCUGCUGGGUGUCGUGGGCGAAGGCGCCGCGAGGGGUCUCUGCUCGUCCAUCAAUGGCCGCCAUGCGGGAUUCUUACUUGGGAACUUCUGCACCGCUAGCAUCAAUGGCGUACCCGCUCCAUUUGCCAGCGAGGAGCAAUAUGAAACCUUGGAUGAGCUCCGCACAUCCCUACGCGUUACAAUGGCGCGUUGGUGUGAAGCCGUCGAGCCGAGCACAAACGACGUCGAGUCAUCGUCUGACGUCAACCGCACGUCGAUCAAGUUCGGACUAUACAGCUGGGCAAGAGGGGCCUGGUAUGCCACAUUGGAGUCUCUGCGAGACUUGAAGGAGAAACGAGAUGAGAAUGAGCAUUCGCCGCGCGUGAUCCAGUGCUGGCUCGACCUAGGGAAUGCACUUCGCCUGGACGAGCAUGCAGAGCGGAUACGGUAUCAGGAGACGCGUGCUCGUCUGUGCUCGUGGAGCGCGUGCGUGUAUCAUGAGGAGCACGCGCAGGGUGCGCUGGCGCUAUGCAAAGGAUGCGGUGAGGCACGGUACUGCUCGCGAGCAUGCCAGCGCAGGGACUGGAAGGAAGGUGGUCAUAAAGCGAAGUGUCGCCGGGUCAAAUCGUGA
Peniophora sp. CBMAI 1063 is the source of this 1710-nucleotide messenger RNA. The record is from the annotation of a GenBank genome assembly. Lineage: Eukaryota; Fungi; Basidiomycota; Agaricomycetes; Russulales; Peniophoraceae.